Oncorhynchus masou masou (cherry salmon) is the source of this 4274-nucleotide messenger RNA. RefSeq lists its product as uncharacterized. The transcript is spliced from 5 exons. Bases 354 to 1274 code for a protein of 306 amino acids. NCBI's taxonomy places the organism in Eukaryota, Metazoa, Chordata, Actinopteri, Salmoniformes, Salmonidae. The record is from RefSeq and is a predicted model, not a curated record.
GGAUUUUAGCCAAAUGAAAUACUAAUUCUGAGAGUUGUGUGAGCAUCAUAUUUUAGCUUUAUUAGUUGUGGAUCAUGUCAUUUAGAGUGAUCGAUGGAUAAAAAGAUAGUUACACUGUUGGGGGAAAAUGGUCUCUUGUAGAAAGGAAAGAGUUGUGGUUUUGGCACUUGUGAGCUGCUUAGUUCUGCAGUGGGCGUUUUCCUCCAUUGGACAGGAAGACAUGACAGGGAAUGUAUGUGUGUGUGAGUGUACAUGCGUACUUGCAUUCAUGAUCAGCUAGUGUGUCUGAAAGACAUACAGACAUACCGGUACACAGAGUCUUUGGCUAGAGGGUGUAGGUCUGCCUGUUCACAAUGCUGUUGCCACAAGCUUUCUCUCUCCUAACCACCCUCACCCUCUCUACCCCCUUUACUGGUGUUGAGGAGACCGUUAGAGCAGCCAAAGGCAGUCCUUCCCACCUUCCUUGUCCCUCACCCUUUGGAUUUGAUGGGAAAGUUGUUUUUAAAUGGAAGAAAAUUGGAAGUCCUGGCAUUAUUUGCGAAUACAAUGUGAAUAGAGAAAUCAGUUCAGUCGUAUCCUGUAAAUCUCAAUUCAAGGUAACCGGACAUCCUCCUAAGCUGUAUGUUACAGAGCCAAAGAGCACCGACUCUGGUCUAUAUACCUGCUUAAUGUCAAGAGUCAUACCACCACCAACCAUUGAGAAAUCCUCCACUGUUGAUCUUCAAGUUACAGUUCCAGUGCUUUUCUCUUCUGCAGUGCUUCCAGGUCUAGUCCUAGAGAGGCAGAACAGCAGGGAUCCUGGCUGCAUCCAGCUUCUCUGUACUUUGGAGGGCCUUGACCCCCAGGACGUCAACUUCACUUGGACCCGACAAGGUCAGGGUUCACCGGAGACACUGUUGACCAAUCACAGCGCCUCUAAACAGAGCAGCUUACUGACCCUGUGCCAAUCAGUGUGGAGAGAGGGUGACACGAUCACCUGCAAUGUCAGACUCCUAGCCAAUAACACCGACCUGAGCAUCAGACUUCCCUACAGUGAACAAGAGACGUACCAUGAGAACAACCUUUUGACUAUCAUCUGUGUCAGCACAUCCAUCGGGGUUGUGGCCAUCGCAGCUGUCACCAUAAGUAUUUACAAAUGUCGGCAGAGGACCAAUGAUGGUGAUUCCGUCUCAUAUAACAACAAGGUGUAUGAGAACUUCAGUUUCAGCACACAAACCCAACAGAGACAGACGACCACUGCGUCCAUCCAGGAACAAUGCAUUUAUGAGAACUAGACAAUCUUAAUCUCACUCUGACAUCCUUGUUCCUCUUUUCAUCCGAGUUCAUUGAUGUGACAUUAUGACAUUGCCAGCAGUAAGAUUUUAGCUUGAUUUCCAAAAAGACAAGGCCUGUAGCUUUCAAAUGAUAUGUCAAUUUCUAUUUUCUGAUUAUUAUUUUUUUGGAGUUUAACAGGUUAAAAUAUAUCUGACAAUCACGCAGAAACUCUUUCCAAACAUUUACUCUAGGCAUACAUUGGGUGGUUGCCAUUGAUAUCAUUAAAUUGUAUAUAACGUUUUCCUCUUGCUGUCCUUUUUAACGUGAUAUAAAACCUUACUGUGCAUGUGUGAAUCACUCUGGAUAAGAGUGUUUGGGCCAAUGACUACUGGUAAAUUAAUGUAAUGUCCUCAACACCUGCUUGGGACUUAUUUUGUAUGAGAUUUGCAUGUUCUGAAUAUCAAUCCUGUGGAAAUUCAUUGCUAAAUUAACAUGUAUGUAAAUGGUUUAAUGUACUGGUUAUCUGCGUUGCACCUGCAGACUCAUGAAUUUUCUUGACUUGUUCUGUUAUUACAAGUACACAUUGGUUGUUCCAGAAAAGGUUGAACAACUCUGAGUUCCUGUUUUAGUGCCAACAUCGGUGUCAAUGCUACGGUCUGCUUUCACGUGACUGGAAACAAUUAUGGUGCAGUCUAUCACGUUCACCACUCAGCAAUGUUGCUGUCUACUUCUGGAGGCCCCUCAGCCAUUUUCGCCAUCAUUGAUUGCAGUAUUCUUUUUGAUGUGGAGUUUUUUUCACAGUUCACAGUUUUAUGACUUUAUGACUUUUCACAGUCUUCAGAGUGAACAAUUCAUAAUUUCUCAAGGUCUCUUUUUUUCUCACCAAAGCCACAGAGUAUAUACAGUGCCCGUCAAAAGUUUGGACACAGCUACUCAUUCAAGGGGUUUUCUUUAUUUUUACUAUUUUCUACAUUGUAGAAUAAUACUGAAGACAUGAAAACUAUGAAAUAACACAUAUGGAAUCAUGUAGUAACCAAAAGAUGUGAAACAAUUCAAAAUAUAUUUAUAUUUUAGAUUAUUCAAAGUAGCCAUCCUUUGCCUUGAUGGCCGCUUUGCACACUCUAGGCAUUCUCUCAACCAGCUUCACCUGGAAUGCUUUUUCCAACAGUCUUGAAGGAGUUCCCAGUUAGCUUGGGUGCUUGACUGCCGUUGAACGCUGGAUCAACCCUACUCCUUGGCCAAAGCAUCCAGUGUUCGCUUUGAGAGCGGAACGCUCAAAAUUUACAAACAGACAAUCUGACAACACUAUGGAUUUACGAACGCCCACAGUGCACUCUGGCACUCCAGAUUGAAUUCACGAACACACCCAAAAUCGUAAAAUGUCUAGCUAGUCAUUUGCUAUGCUAACAAGCUAGCAAUAGCAUCAACUUCCGGUAGACAGGCGAAGCACUAGUACGCUCAACUUAAACGAUACGGUUCGUUUACAGUAUACGUCAGCUCCUGACUGACGGGCGGCUCUGGCAGCUCCUGACUGAUGGGCGGCUCUGGCAGCUCCUGACUAACGGGGGACUCUGGCAGCUCAGGACAGACGGGCGGCUCUGGCAGCUCAGGACAGAUGGGCGGCUCUGGCAGCUCAGGACAGAUGGGCGGCUCUGGCAAUGCAGGACAGGAGGGAGACUCUGGAAGCGCUGGACAGGAGGGAGACUCUGGAAGCGCUGGACAGGAGGGAGACUCUGGAAGCGCUGGACAGGAGGGAGACUCUGGAAGCACUGGACAGGAGGAAGACUCUGGAAGCGGGGCUGCCACCGGAGGCCUGGUGCGUGGAGGAGGCACCGGAUGAACCGGACCGUGGAGGCGCACUGAAGUUCUUGAGCACCGAGCCUGCACAACCUGUCCUGGCUGGAUACUCCCCAUAGCCCGGCAAGUGCGGCGGGGUGGAACAGACCGCACUGGGCUGUGCUGGCGAACUGGGGACACCAUGCAUAGGGCUGGUGCCAUAUAACCCGGGCCGAGGAGACGCACUGGAGACCAGAUGCGCUGAUCCGGCUUCAUAGCUCCUGGCUCGAUGCCCACUCAAGCCCGGCCAAUGCUUUCAGUUCACAGGACUACACAAUUGUGUCAGAAUGGUUGCAACAAAACUGCAAUAGAACGGCAAUAUUCAACAUACUUUAAUGUCUAGCAUUCAAAGUAAAAUGUAUUUGUUAUUUUGGAAACUUCACAAAAACAUCUGUCUUUCCAUGCAUGUUGUUUGAUACAAGUCACACUUUACGUGCUGUACCUCUUGUAAUCAUAGGAUGUGUAGCUUGAAAAAAAAACACUGAAAUUAAGUGUUGAAGUAACUCUUUUCUUUGUGUCAUUGCUCUUUUUGGACCAGAAGUCGGUGUCCUACUCUUCUGUUCUGCAUUUGGCAAUUCUUCAGAGUCUCCACUCAGGUCAUUUGAAAUGCAUUGACCAAACCUCUUCAUACAUGAUACAUUUAGAGACUGCACUUACUUUGAAAACUGUGGACACUUAAGGUACAGUUUUGUUCCAAUGGGGAGGGGUGGGGGUGGACUAUCGUAGGUCAAAUUACAAUUUAUGAUUGCAUAAGAAAGAAUCAAUGCCUUUGCAACUGAAAUAUGAAAAUUACGGAACCAAAAUGAAAAGUGAUUGCUGAGAGACUUGCUGUUUGGUUUUACACUUGUGGUAAAUAUAUGUCACACCCUGACCAUAGUUUAUUUGUAUGUUUCUAUGUUUUGGUUGGUCAGGGUGUGAUCUGAGUGGGCAUUCUAUGUUGGAUGUCUUGUUUGUCUAUUUCUAUGUCUGGCCUGAUAUGGUUCUCAAUCAGAGGCAGGUGUUAGUCAUUGUCUCUGAUUGGGAACCAUAUUUAGGUAGCCUGGGUUUCACGGUGUGUUUGUGGGUGAUUGUUCCUGUCUCUGUGUUUUUCACCAGAUAGGGCUGUUUUCGGUUUUCGUACGUUUGUUAUUAUGUUUAAUCGUGUAUAGUUUCCUUAUUAAAUAAAAUGAAUCACAACUACGCUG